Gastrolobium bilobum is the source of this 3590-nucleotide messenger RNA. RefSeq lists its product as uncharacterized. NCBI's taxonomy places the organism in Eukaryota, Viridiplantae, Streptophyta, Magnoliopsida, Fabales, Fabaceae. The transcript has 22 exons. The coding region runs from base 24 to 3353 and encodes 1109 amino acids. The record is from RefSeq and is a predicted model, not a curated record.
AGCCCUUCAGACUUGAGAGGACGAUGGAAGAAGAAGAAGCUAGACAGCAAGAGUUGCUAUGGAAAUCGGAGCCCCGACCCGAAACCAUAGUAUCCGUGACGCUCGCACGUGCCAUGACUUGCCUUCUCAGUACCCGUCCGAAGAAGCUCCACGACUCUAUUUCUCGCCUUUCAUCACACUCGCACCCUCCAACGCCUUCAACGGCUUCUCUCGAGGACUCUCUCUGGUUCUUCCACAACUACGUAACAGACGCCGCAAAAAACAACCGUUCCUUCGAUCAAGUUCUCGUUCCCAUCAUCGAUAACGCAUUGAAGUGCAAAGACUCCUCCAAGCACGGUGGCCAAGCCAUGAUUCUGAUGAACUGGCUCUUUCAGGAUGAGCUUCUUUUCGAACCCGUCGCUCAAGGCCUUGCUGGCAUCGUCACUUCCAGAAAGGACGAUCGCUAUUUGUUGUUCGGUUGGUGCCUCCUUAUUCGGAGUCUCGUCGAAUUCGAGAAUUCUGUUCAUCAAUCCAUGUUUGGUGGAAUAAGGGAGAGGUAUGGUGAUUUGUUGAAGAUAUUCUCCACUCGCAUUCCGGAUUUGGCAGGCAUUGUGAGUAAAGGAAGCACUUUGCAGGAUGGUUUUGAGUUGCCAUCUCGCCUUGGAGUGUCUGCUGCUGAUUGUUUGUUGACCCUUUCUGGAGCAUUAACUAAAACGACUGAGCUUCAAGGUAAGAAGUCAAAAUUAAACACAAGAGCAAAAGAUCGAGCAAUUACUUUUGUACAAUCUCCUACUGUUGACAAGAAGGAGAAACUGGAUUCAAAAUCUUUGAUGAUGUCAAAGGUUGAAAAGGAAUAUACCCUGUGGCAUCAUUUAGAUGACAUUAUUUGUUUGGUGCAAAGACUCCUUGCUUGGAGCAAAAAAAGUCGCUUUUUACAUGCCAAAGGCUUGGAGCAAGUUCUUAAAUGGUUGGAGGAGAUAAAAGGUCACUAUGGGUCCUUUCAAAAUGAGGCAGAUUCUAAUGCUCUCAAGACUGGGGAUUUACUACUCUCUUCUUGCUGGAAGCAUUAUAGCAUGCUAUUACACUUGGAAGAUCAGAAAUUUUCGCAGCAUUACAAGGAACUGUUGGACCAGUAUUUGUCUGGCAUUCAGUAUUAUAUGGACAACCACUCUGGUGAGUAUGCUGACAAGAAGGAUGGUGGGUUGGAGACCAGAAAGUUUUUCCUGAAUUGUUUAUGCCUACUACUGGGACGCCUGGACAGCAAGAAAUUUGAAAGCGUGGUGUCAGAAUUCGGGAUGAAUAUCUCACGCAUUCUAGUCCCACAGCUUAAUUGCACUGAUGAAGAUUUGAUAGUUGGGGUGGUUUCAAUAUUCAAGGCUAUCAUUUUGAAGCCAAAUUACUCACAAGAAGAUACACUUCCUGACAGUAGGCAGUCGAAUAUUGUGAUGCCUUUUCUGCUUCACCUUCUAGAUGAGCGGGAUGGUACAUCUAGAGCUGUUGUUAUGCUGAUAGCAGAAUACUGCUCAAUGAGCAAAGAUGAUAAAUGCCUAAUGGCAAUUCUAAAGCGCCUUGCUUCUGGAAACAUUUCGCAGAGAAGAAAUGCUAUGGAUGUUAUAUCGGAAAUCUUCCAUAUAUCAUCAGGGUCACAAAAAUUAUUGCCUCAUUCUGCUUGGCAAGAUAUAGCCAACAAAUUGCUAGAGCGGCUUGGAGAUGAAGAAAUUGUGAUUCGUGAGCAGGCAUCCAAAUUGCUUCCAGUGAUAGACCCUUCAUUGUACUUGCCUGCAUUGGUUGGUCUUGUUUACUCUACAGAUGAGAGCCAAUCAUCUGCUAGUGAUGCCAUCAUUGGGGUCCUCAAACGUCACAACCAGAGAAUUGAAGUCAUAUUGUUGCUUCUUGACUGUCUUAGCAACAUCCGCGAAACCCUAGAUCUUCCACAGUCCACUGAAGAUAAAGGGUCAAAGUCGGAUCCUGACCGAGUACUCAAACUGGUUCCAGAGUGGUCCAAAAGUGUUCAAAACUGGAACUUCUUAGUUGGACCACUGGUUGACAAGAUGUUUGCAGAUCCAUCAAAUGCAACCAUUGUCAGAUUCUUGAGUUAUAUAAGUGAAACCCUGGCAAAUGUUGCUGAUCUUGUGUUGCAUCAUGUUCUGUUGCGUGUUAGAGAACAGAAGAACAGGAUUGAUGAAAGUUUCUUGUCAAGAUGGGAGUGUAGAACCUAUACCAGUGAUGAGUUUGAAGAAAUGCAGCGAUCUCUGUUUGAGCAUCUUUGCCCGUUGCUCAUAAUUAAGAUGCUUCCCAUGAAAACUUUCAAUGACCUGAAUUCAUCAAUUAUGUAUGGACAUCUCAGUCAAAAUAUAAUGCAUGAUACAGACAGCAGAGACACUGGGAUUGGUUAUGAGUGUAUUGCUGCUCUCCUUCUAAACAGGGCAUUUUGUGAGUUUGAAUUUGAAGAUGUUCAGAAGCUUUCGGCUGAGCUGUGCGGACGCAUUCAUCCACAAGUUUUAUUCCCAUUUCUUUGCUCCAAGUUAGAGCACGCUGUUGAUUCUGAAAACAUACUGAAGAUACGGGCCUGUUUAUUUUCAAUCUGUACAUCCCUUGUGGUCAGAGGUUGGGAGUCACUGUCUCAUCCUUCGAUGCAUGCAAUUAGAAGGUUGAUUGAAACAGUGCUGUUAUGGCCUUGUCUGAAUGCUGAUUCAGUUUCUAAAGCACAACAUGGAUGCAUUGAUUGUCUAGCACUUAUGGUAUGUGCUGAACUACAAGCUCAGGAAUCAAUCACCGACACCAUGCCAGACAGAAUAAGGGUUGCUGGGAAGGAAGAGUCUGCUGCUGCAGGGAAUUCUGUUGUCACCUAUGUGAUCAAUCGGUUCCUCAAUGACAAGAAGGAACAAUCUGAGUUGGGUGAUGAAAACUCUGAAUUUGUGGCUUCAGUUCCUCUCUCUUUUCGUCUGUGCAUGGGUAAUGUUCUCAUCAGCACUUCCCAGAAGAUUUCAGAAUCUUGCAAGAAGCAUUUUGCAGCACAAGUUCUUCCUUCUCUCCUUCAUUCUCUUGAGUUUGAAAUGAAGUCAGAGAUUAGAGCAGCAUGCACCCAGGUCCUAUUUUCAGCUGUCUAUCAUCUAAGAUCUGCAGUUCUUCCCUUUGCAUAUGACCUUCUCAAAAUCUCACUAAUAGCCCUGAGAAAGGAGUCAGAGAAGGAAAGGAUGGCAGGUGCGAAGCUUAUAGCAUCUCUUAUGGCCAGCGAAGAUGUGAUUUUGGAGAACAUAUCUGGUGGACUAUUAGAAGCAAGGUCUGUACUCUCUACCGUAAGUUCAUCAGAUCCUUCAGUCGAGUUACAACAGAUUUGCCGCAAGUUGCUAGCAUGCAUAUCUUCUGCGUGAGUUGCGACAAACUUAUUACAAAAGUUCACACUUAGUUGCGGUAUCACUCUUCUCUCCUUUUAUUUAUUUAUUUGUUGAGUGUGCAUAUUUCACUUUUGUAUGUGCAGAUAAAAUAUUUUCUAAAUAGGUUUCAUUGCCUUCUUAAAUAGUCAUGGGUAGUAGAUGAUAUAACGAUGAUAAUGUUGUAUACAAUAUAGAAUAGCUGUUAAUACUAGGUUAAUGUAAAAUUCAGGGAUU